AUGCUCUCUGCGCCCUCUGCUCUCUGCUCUCUGCUCUCUGUGGUCCUAACUCUCGACGCUCUCUGCUCGCCGCUCUCCCUUCCCAUCGAACUUCCGACGGCCAAUGACUCUCGACGCUCUCUGCUCGUCGCUCUCCCUUCCCAUCGAACGUUCGGCGGCCAAAGACUCUCGACGCUCUCUGCUCGCCGCUCUCCCUUCCCAUCGAACGUCCGGCGGCCAAAGACUCUUCCCCUAGCCCUCCCCUGCCCUAAAUCUGCCCUGCGGAAUAGAUGGAUACCUGUGUACGUCAAGGAUAAGUUUUGGGCAGGUUUACAUAGUGUGGCUUUCUCUCGCCUGGUAGUUUGGUUUACAAAGUAUUUUGAGUUUAUAAAGGACCAGUUUGCUCUUCCAUCUGUUAUGUUGCCUGCUUUAGGUGGUUUAGGAGCAGGCAUGAUAGCUCUCAAGUACCCUGGAAUUCUAUACUGGGGUUUCACAAAUGUUGAAGAAAUUUUACAUACGGGAAAGAGUGCUUCAGCACCAGGAAUAUGGCUUUUAACUCAACUAGUUUGUGCAAAAGUAGUAGCUACUGCUAUUUGCAAGGGUUCUGGACUUGUAGGUGGCCUUUAUGCGCCAAGCUUGAUGAUAGGUGCUGCCCUUGGUGCAGUUUUUGGAGGCUCAGCUGCAGAACUUAUAAAUUCAGCAAUUCCAGGAAAUGGUGCUGUUGCUCAGCCCCAGGCUUAUGCAUUAGUUGGAAUGGCUGCUACACUGGCUUCAGUUUGUUCGGUUCCACUAACCUCAGUACUGUUGCUCUUUGAGCUAACAAAGGACUACAGAAUAUUGCUUCCACUCAUGGUAACUAAUGGAUUUGUUUUGACCAAGAUACUAGCAAUGGGAUAC
Molecule: messenger RNA, 876 nt
Organism: Zingiber officinale
Lineage: Eukaryota; Viridiplantae; Streptophyta; Magnoliopsida; Zingiberales; Zingiberaceae
Product: chloride channel protein CLC-f-like
Exons: 4
Biological process (GO): transmembrane transport; chloride transport
Cellular component (GO): Golgi apparatus; chloroplast; membrane
Molecular function (GO): voltage-gated chloride channel activity
Source: RefSeq, a predicted model, not a curated record